Molecule: messenger RNA, 3116 nt
Organism: Jaculus jaculus (lesser Egyptian jerboa)
Lineage: Eukaryota; Metazoa; Chordata; Mammalia; Rodentia; Dipodidae
Gene: Nr5a2
Product: nuclear receptor subfamily 5 group A member 2
Exons: 7
Coding region: 143-1648 (501 amino acids)
Biological process (GO): hormone-mediated signaling pathway; tissue development; regulation of transcription by RNA polymerase II
Cellular component (GO): RNA polymerase II transcription regulator complex
Molecular function (GO): zinc ion binding; RNA polymerase II cis-regulatory region sequence-specific DNA binding; nuclear receptor activity
Source: RefSeq, a predicted model, not a curated record
GCUCCGGCGAGUGGGUGGGUGAGCGGGCACCCUGAUCGCCCCUUCCCUCUGGCCGCCGGAGUUGAAUCUGUGCUGCCCGUGUUCAGGUGCUGGGCUUCUGGACCGACACCGAACUCCCAUUCCUGCCCGCAGCCGCCUUGUCAUGCUGCCCAAAGUGGAGACCGAAGCCCUCGGACUGGCCCGAUCGCAUGGGGAACAGGGACAGAUGCCGGAAAACAUGCAAGUAUCUCAAUUUAAAAUGGUGAAUUACUCCUAUGAUGAAGAUCUUGAGGAACUAUGUCCUGUGUGUGGUGAUAAAGUAUCUGGGUACCAUUAUGGUCUCCUCACCUGUGAAAGCUGCAAGGGAUUUUUUAAGCGAACAGUCCAAAAUAAUAAAAGGUACACAUGUAUAGAAAACCAGAACUGUCAGAUUGACAAAACACAGAGAAAACGUUGUCCUUACUGCCGAUUUCAAAAAUGUCUAAGUGUCGGAAUGAAGCUAGAAGCUGUAAGGGCUGACCGAAUGCGUGGAGGAAGGAAUAAGUUUGGGCCAAUGUACAAGAGAGACAGAGCCCUGAAGCAACAGAAGAAAGCCCUCAUCCGAGCCAAUGGACUUAAGCUGGAAGCCAUGUCUCAGGUGAUCCAAGCAAUGCCCUCUGAUCUGACCAUCUCCUCUGCCAUUCAGAACAUUCAUUCUGCCUCCAAAGGCCUACCUCUGAACCAUACUGCCUUGCCUCCUACAGACUAUGACAGAAGUCCCUUUGUCACAUCCCCCAUUAGCAUGACAAUGCCACCUCAUGGCAGCCUGCAAGGUUACCAAACGUAUGGUCACUUUCCAAGCCGGGCCAUCAAGUCUGAGUACCCAGAUCCCUAUACCAGCUCGCCAGAGUCCAUCAUGGGAUACUCCUACAUGGAUGGUUACCAGACAAGCUCCCCAGCAAGCAUCCCACACCUGAUACUGGAACUUCUGAAAUGCGAGCCAGAUGAGCCUCAAGUUCAAGCCAAAAUCAUGGCCUACUUGCAGCAAGAGCAGGCAAACCGGAGCAGGCACGAGAAGUUGAGCACAUUUGGACUCAUGUGUAAAAUGGCGGACCAGACCCUCUUCUCCAUUGUCGAGUGGGCCAGGAGUAGCAUCUUCUUUAGAGAGCUUAAGGUUGAUGACCAAAUGAAGCUGCUUCAGAACUGCUGGAGUGAGCUCUUAAUCCUCGACCACAUUUACCGACAAGUGGUGCACGGGAAGGAAGGAUCCAUCUUUCUGGUUACUGGGCAACAACUGGACUACUCCAUCAUAGCCUCCCAAGCCGGGGCCACGCUCAACAACCUCAUGAGCCAUGCGCAGGAGCUCGUGGUGAGACUUCGCUCCCUACAGUUCGAUCAACGAGAGUUUGUGUGUUUGAAAUUCUUGGUGCUCUUUAGUUUAGACGUCAAAAACCUUGAGAACUUCCAGCUGGUGGAAGGCGUCCAGGAGCAGGUCAACGCCGCGCUGCUGGACUACACGAUGUGCAACUACCCACAGCAGACGGAGAAAUUCGGGCAGCUGCUUCUUCGACUACCAGAAAUCCGUGCAAUCAGCAUGCAGGCCGAAGAAUACCUCUACUAUAAGCACCUGAACGGGGAUGUGCCCUAUAAUAACCUGCUCAUUGAAAUGUUGCAUGCAAAAAGAGCGUAAGUUACAGCCCCUAGGAGCUUGUUCUUGGGACAAAAAUAAGACUGGAGGGAGGGGGAAGAAGAAUUAAAAAAUACUCUGAACUGCUCCAAGCAACACUCAUGAAAAACUUGGUGAAAGAUACUGAAUUUAAAAAGGUAUAAAAAUCAAAUACUUACUAGCAAAUAAGUGAUGUAUCAGGGUAUUUGUUUUGCAAACUGUGAAUCAAAGGCUUCACAUCCCCAAAGGAUUCCUAUGAGAGACACUGUCGUGGGACGGACUGAACUCACAGACGGAUUCCAACACUGUCAGUACGAACAUGGACAGAAUGAUUCUGUACAUUCAGCCUGAUCUCUGCUAUGAAGAAAUUUAGGAAAUAACCUGUGUUGUUAAUUGGACUUGUCCCAUGGGGAAUUUGAGCUUACAGAAUUCCUCCAGGGUGCAGCUGAACUACAAUUCCCACAAUGCCUGGGCUGCACCUGUGGCAGCCCCUCCCUCUUCCUCAGAAGGCCUGGCACCUGCCCUGUGAUCAUGGACUCUGUGCCAUGCAUCUGUGUUCAGCCACACCCAGUAGUAGCUUCACUAAAUCAUGAAUUCUGAAUGUCUGUGUCCUAGACCUGCAAACAGCUAAUAAGAACAGUGUAUAAAUAUGUCAGCUUGCCAUUUUAAAUAUGUUCUGAUUUGUUUUGUCGUGUGUUCAUAAUUUAAAAAAAAGAGCAGGCACUAUCCCUCUUCUAUCUUAUAUAAGCAUUAACUAAUAUUAAGGGAGAUGGCUACCAAUUUUUUAAGCAAAUGCUCCAUCACAAGCAAGCUAAAUCUUGUUUCUGCCACUGUUGCUAAAAUGUGGCUUUAGCAUGGUUGGAUUUUAUAAGAAUUCCUGGCCAAAAGGCUUGCUAGUAUACAUCCGUCAUUUUAGUCAUCCAGGGUUGUAGUUCACUUACAAAUAAAACACUAAGCAUCUUUUUGCUGAGAUGUCAAAUAGUUACAGUCUAAGUCGUUGCAAAGUCACAGCAUUUUAAGCAGAAUGGAAAGGAAGGGCGAGCUGAGAAAUCAAUUGACUCAUGGUUCAUUGUAGUUACAUCAAGCAACUCCUAUACUUGGCACAGAAAUAUCAAGUUUUACAUAGGGUCUGGAAAGAUAGAAAAGUGAUUCAAAUCUUCCACAAAGGAGAAAGGAAGAGAGCAAUACUGACCUUUCUAAGUCACAGUUCAAAGUCCGCUAGAGAACAAAUAUUGGAGGACAAAGAUUGCAAACGAGCUCUCCAAACAAUGCUGUCAGUAUUAUUAACAUGCAAUGGCACAGGUAUGGAAGUCUGGCCUUACUUCACAAUACCAAAAUGUAGCUGGGCAGAUGUGGAUCAACAUUUGUUUAAAAUAAAGUAUUAAUACUUUAAAGUCAAAUAAAACAUAGUGUUUACAUUCCUUAGGUCCUGGGGGUGGGGGGAGCUGUGAUAUUACAAAAUAGCAAAAGCAGUAACUUCUUUAAUGUUAUU